Arabis nemorensis is the source of this 348-nucleotide messenger RNA. Lineage: Eukaryota; Viridiplantae; Streptophyta; Magnoliopsida; Brassicales; Brassicaceae. The record is from the annotation of a GenBank genome assembly.
AUGUGCAACCGUUUAGAGGAGUUUAUCUCAGUGGCUAAGGAAGAUGACGUGAAAGAAUGCUUCCAUAUAUUUUCAGCCGAACAAGCUCCCAGCAACCGAAGCUGGGAAAAUCCAAUUCUUACUUAUUCAAAUGAAGAACUUUGCAGAUGGCUGCUCGUGCUUUUGGAGAUUGCUGAAUCAAGAAAGAUAUAUGCCGAUCAGAGAGAAGAAGAAGUGAAGCUAUCAGAUGGAUCAAUUGAGAAACUUGAGAGUACACUAUCAAUGUACUUGAAAACAAGUGGUGAAGCGGAAAGCCAGCGUCUGCAAACGGAGGAAUUGGAAAUGGAGCUUCAUACCAUUCGCCAAUAG